CCGACCCGGCACGGCCGGCCGGAAGCCAGCGCCGAACGCCGCUGGGCGGGGCAGGAAGCGGAAGUGACCGCAGAAGCGCGGCGGCGCGAUGGCGACGGCUGUAUGGGCGGCUGCGCGGCUGCUUCGGGGUUCUGCGGCUCGGUGCGCGCGGCCCAGGUUUGGACCUCCUGCACACAGACAGUUCAGCAGUGGCGCCCCAUACCCCAACAUCCCCCUCUCUUCUCCCUUACCUGGAGUGCCCAAGCCUGUCUUUGCUACAGUUGAUGGACAGGAAAAGUUUGAAACCAAAAUUACCACGCUGGACAAUGGGCUUCGUGUGGCAUCUCAAAAUAAGUUUGGACAAUUCUGUACCGUAGGAAUUCUUAUUAAUUCAGGAUCACGAUAUGAAGCAAAGUAUCUUAGUGGAAUUGCCCAUUUUUUGGAAAAAUUGGCAUUUUCGUCUACUGCUCGAUUUGACAGCAAAGAUGAAAUUCUGCUUACCCUGGAAAAACAUGGUGGUAUCUGUGACUGCCAGACCUCAAGAGACACCACCAUGUAUGCUGUGUCUGCAGACAGCAAAGGCUUGGACACUGUGGUGGGCCUGUUGGCUGACGUGGUUCUGCACCCCUGCCUGACAGAUGAAGAAAUUGAGAUGACGAGGAUGGCUGUCCAGUUUGAACUUGAGGACCUGAACAUGAGACCUGACCCAGAGCCACUGCUCACCGAGAUGAUUCAUGAAGCUGCUUUUAGGGAGAACACAGUGGGCCUGCACCGGUUUUGCCCUGCAGAAAACAUAGCGAAGAUUGAUCGAGAAGUGCUGCAUUCCUACCUGAAGACCUAUUACACCCCCGACCGCAUGGUGCUUGCUGGAGUGGGAGUGGAGCAUGAGCACCUGGUAGAAUGUGCCAGAAAGUACCUCCUGGGAGUUCAGCCUGCCUGGGGAGCUCCUGGAACUGUGGAUGUUGACAGAUCAGUGGCACAGUACACUGGGGGGAUUGUCAAGGUGGAGAGAGACAUGUCCAAUGUCAGCCUUGGUCCAACCCCAAUUCCUGAGCUCACACACAUCAUGGUGGGACUAGAGAGCUGUUCCUUCUUGGAGGAGGACUUCAUCCCCUUUGCUGUGCUGAAUAUGAUGAUGGGAGGAGGGGGUUCCUUCUCUGCUGGAGGGCCUGGCAAAGGCAUGUUCUCCAGGCUCUACCUCAACGUGCUCAAUCGGCACCACUGGAUGUACAAUGCAACCUCCUACCACCACAGCUAUGAAGACACAGGCCUCCUGUGCAUUCAUGCCAGCGCAGACCCAAGACAGGUUCGAGAAAUGGUGGAAAUCAUCACAAAGGAGUUUAUCCUGAUGGGCAGAACAGUGGAUUUGGUGGAGCUAGAGCGGGCCAAGACGCAGCUGAUGUCCAUGCUCAUGAUGAACCUGGAGUCCAGGCCUGUGAUCUUCGAGGAUGUGGGGAGACAGGUGUUGGCUACACAUUCAAGAAAGUUGCCCCAUGAACUAUGCACGCUUAUUCGCAAUGUGAAGCCAGAAGAUAUCAAGAGAGUUGCUUCCAAGAUGCUCCGUGGGAAGCCUGCUGUGGCUGCCCUGGGUGAUUUGACUGACCUACCCACCUAUGAGCACAUCCAGGCAGCGCUGUCCAGCAGAGAUGGGCGCCUGCCCAGGACAUACCGACUCUUCCGGUAGAGUCCCUGUGGGGCCCUUGAGGGCAGGCUGCGGAGUGCUUCUGUGCAUGUCAUUGUUGGUGUGGACGCUGUGUAAGGACGGCUGGCUCUGUGAGCACUGCCAACAGUGAGACUUGGAAGCCUGAAUGAAAGUUACUGUUGCCACUGCGCCUGUGUCUCUAGCACAAGUGGCUUCUCCGUCAUCUAACAAGUGUUCUUUACUAAGGAGUGUCCGUCUGGCCACUAGAGAUUCUAAAAACAGGAAGGUUGGGGAGUAGGGCACAGGCUUGAGGUCGGAUCAGAGAUAAAACAUUGCAACCUAAAGCGUACAGGGUCUCCCAUGAAUUAGGAUCACGGGUGCUGCCAUACUCACUCUUCUUCCUUUAAUUAGGACCUCACAGCAGAGUCCUGACUGGCCUGGACCUCAGUAUGUAGACACCAAGCUGGCCUCCAUUAUACUGGGAUUCCAAAUAGGAGUCACCAUGCCAGUUGAGCCUCUCAGUUAUUUACAAAGCCCCAUUUCUAGUUUCCCACGUCAUCCGCACUGGCUUCAAUGUUUAACUGACAUUCCCUGGGUAAACUAAUGGCUGUCUAAAUGUAAAUGGUCAUCACUGCACUUUGCCCCCAUCCCAAGACUUGAUGUUGUUCAUCUCGGGUCAAACCUGGGAUGUUCAGGAUUACUUCAGUCCUUUUAAAGGGCCAGAGAAUGUCCACAAAAAAGCACCAAAGGCAGUGGUGGUGCACACCUUUAAUCCUAGCAGGAGGCAGAGAGAUCUCUGUGAGUUAGAGUCAACCUGGUCUACAGAGUGAGUUCCAGGACACUCAAGUGUACCCAGAGAAGCUUUGCCUUGAAUGCUGCCCGCCCCCUCCCCCCCAAAAAAAGAAAAAAAAAAGCACCAAACCUU
This is a messenger RNA of Chionomys nivalis (European snow vole), 2546 nucleotides long. RefSeq names its product peptidase, mitochondrial processing subunit alpha (gene Pmpca). Gene Ontology annotation, molecular function: metal ion binding; metalloendopeptidase activity. Gene Ontology annotation, cellular component: mitochondrion. The transcript is spliced from 13 exons. Bases 89 to 1663 code for a protein of 524 amino acids. The record is from RefSeq and is a predicted model, not a curated record. NCBI's taxonomy places the organism in Eukaryota, Metazoa, Chordata, Mammalia, Rodentia, Cricetidae.